UUUAGAUUAUUUUAAUUUAGAAUAAGGCAAAAUGUUUUACAUCACGGAACGGAGGGAGUAUGGCACCUAAUAGUACAGUACGUCGCGGCAUCACCAUGGCACGUUGUUGCUUCUCAACAAGAUCAGAAGUCACGCUCCACAGCAGCUACCAGUACGAGCGAGUACGAUGAGCAUCCCCUUCCUUGAGCACAAAGCAAGCGGCCGGAAAAUGCAGACACGCCGCACGUUCCCCCGCCCGGCGACCUCGAGCGACGUACUAACAUUUUUCCCGAGCGGCAAGCAAGCAUAGAUACCAAGACUAAACAACAAGAAAGGCGGCGGCCCAUGCAUGCACGGCCGGCCACCGCACUGCAGUUGCAGGAGCUAGCUCCCGACGACGCACCACGCAUCACCAUUCACCAAACGGAGCGGUGGAUGGAGAGAGGGGUAAAGCUAGGAGCGAGCACGAAGCGACGCCGAGAGAUUUCAGUUUUAGUUUUUCAAAAAAGAGAGAGAUUUCAGUUUUUCUUGGGAAAUAAAGCGAAAGCGGGGACGGAGCCGGCUAGCGCAUACAGGAUCAUCUCAUCCACCACCGCCACCGCGGCCGAUCCGCCCCUUUUCCAUCUUUCCCCGCUGCGCCGCCCGGCUUUUCGUUUUCGCUUCCCCGCCGACCGCUUUGGAGAUCCAUGGCCGAUCCACACUGCAGCCGCUGCUGCUGCUACCCCUUCAACCUCGCGAAAGCCAAGGAUAUAAACAGACCCUGCUGGCUGCACCAGUGGCGGGGCAGUGCCAAUCACGGGACAGAGCAGCAAGGCAGCCAUGGCGCGCGAGGGCAGAGUGAUCAGUCGCGGGUUGGUAGUGGCGGUGUCGCUGCUGCUGCUCCUGCUCUGCUCCACUCGGUGUGAAGCGAGAACCAUCAGCAGGCGGCUGCAGAGCAGGAGCAGCAACCCGCUGCUGAACGCGCUGUUCAAGCUCAACUUCAUCCGGACGGUGGAGCCAGCGCGCCUACGGCCGCCUCCGACCGCCGGCGCGGACGCCGAGAGCCUCGCCGCCGGCGACACCAACGCACCGUUCUGCGUCAACCCGCCGGACGCGCCGCCGUCGUCGACGACGGCGCCUCCCUUCGUCUCGACGCCGUUCACCCCGUCCUUGCCGGACCAGCCCCCGCCGCUGCCGCCAAUCACCCCCGUGCCGCCGUCCUUCGAGCCCAGCCCGCCGGACAGCGGCGCCCCAGGCGGAGGCGAGAGUGGCGGUCAAGGCCAAGGUGGCGGUCAAGGCCAGGGUGGCCAGGGUGGAGGUCAAGGUCAGGGUGGAGGUCAAGGCCAGGGCGGCCAGGGAGGUCAAGGUCAGGAAGGCCCACCAGCAUCCACGACGCCGAGCACGCCGCCGCAGGUCGGCCCGGGCGCGCCGUUCGGGUCGGCGCCGCCGAGCCCCAUCGUCGUGGUGCCGACCCCGCCAGAAUUCGGGCCCGGUCCCGGCUCAGGCUCCGGCGGUGGCUCGGGUUCCGGUGGCGGUGGCGGUGGCGGCGGCGGCCCGUUCCAGCCGCCGAUAAUCUACCCGCCUCCGCUGGCGCCGCCGCUGCCGCCGGGGGCCGGGCAGACGCUGUGGUGCGUGGCGAAGCCGACGGUGCCGGACCCGAUCAUCCAGGAGGCCAUGGAAUACGCGUGCGGCUCCGGCGCCGAGUGCGACUCCAUCCAACCCAGCGGCGCCUGCUACCACCCCAACACCGUGCUCGCGCACGCAUCCUUCGCCUUCAACAGCUACUGGCAGCAGACCAAGGGGACGGGGGGCACCUGCGAUUUCGGCGGCACCGCCACCAUUGUCACUAGAGACCCAAGCUAUGAGAAGUGCAAAUUCGACCUUCUAUAAGGGCACUCAAAUAGCAGCAGAACAGACUGCAGAUGUGCAAAUUUUUCCCAAGUUCAUUGGGGUUCAUUGUUCCUUUUGCUUCUAGGCCACACCAGUUGCAGAUUUUGUAACUAGCUCCUCUUCACUAGUAUUAUUUUGAAUUUUGUAAGACUAAUACUGUGCACAGCUGAAAGGUGAUUCCAUGA
Molecule: messenger RNA, 2033 nt
Organism: Panicum hallii
Lineage: Eukaryota; Viridiplantae; Streptophyta; Magnoliopsida; Poales; Poaceae
Product: basic proline-rich protein-like
Exons: 3
Coding region: 799-1848 (349 amino acids)
Source: RefSeq, a predicted model, not a curated record